CCCCCUCUCGCCCCCCACCGCGGACGGCCGUCGGCGCCAUGUCCGUCCGGGAGCGGGCCGCGGAGCCCCUGUAUAUCAAGGCGGAGCCCGCCAGCCCGGAUAGCCCCCGCGGCUCCUCGGAGACGGAGCCCGACCCCCCGCCGGCCCGGCCCCCCGGCCCGGCCCCGGCCCGGCGCCGCCCCCCGCCCCCCGGCCGGGGAGAGGAGGACGAGGGGGAAGGGACGGGACCCGGAGAGCGGGGCGGCGGGGGCAAGCUGGUGCUCAGCUCCCUGCCCAAGCGACUCUGCCUGGUGUGCGGGGACGUGGCCUCCGGCUACCACUACGGCGUGGCCUCCUGCGAGGCCUGCAAGGCCUUCUUCAAGCGGACCAUUCAGGGGAGCAUCGAGUACAGCUGCCCGGCCUCCAACGAGUGCGAGAUCACCAAGCGGCGCCGCAAGGCCUGCCAGGCCUGCCGCUUCACCAAGUGCCUGCGGGUCGGCAUGCUCAAAGAGGGGGUCCGCCUGGACCGGGUCCGGGGCGGGAGGCAGAAGUACAAGCGUCGGCCCGAGGUGGAACCGCUGACUUUCCCCGGCCCCUUCCCGGCCGCCCCCCUGGCGGCGCCCGGCGGGCCCCGGAAGGCAGCGCCCGUCAACGCCUUGGUGUCCCACCUGCUGGUGGCGGAGCCCGAGAAGCUGUACGCCAUGCCCGACCCCGCGGGCCCCGACGGACACCUGCCGGCCGUGGCCACCCUGUGCGACCUCUUCGACCGGGAGAUCGUGGUGACCAUCAGCUGGGCCAAGAGCAUCCCAGGCUUCUCGGCCCUGUCGCUGUCGGACCAGAUGUCGGUGCUGCAGAGCGUGUGGAUGGAGGUGCUGGUGCUGGGCGUGGCCCAGCGCUCCCUGCCCCUGCGCGACGAGCUGGCCUUCGCCGAGGACCUGGUGCUGGACGAGGAGGGGGCCCGGGCCGCCGGGCUGGGCGAGCUGGGGGCCGCGCUGCUGCAGCUGGUGAGGCGGCUCCAGGCCCUGCGGCUCGAGCGGGAGGAGUACGUCCUGCUCAAGGCCCUGGCCCUGGCCAAUUCCGACUCGGUGCACAUCGAGGACGCCGAAGCCGUGGAGCAGCUGCGGGAGGCCCUGCACGAGGCCCUGCUGGAGUACGAGGCCGGACGGGUCGGGGGCGGGCCCGGCGGGGGAGCCGAGCGCCGGCGAGCCGGCCGGCUGCUGCUCACCCUGCCCCUGCUGCGGCAGACGGCCGGCAAAGUCCUGGCCCACUUCUACGGGGUGAAGCUGGAGGGAAAGGUCCCCAUGCAUAAGCUCUUCCUGGAGAUGCUGGAGGCCAUGAUGGACUGAGGGAGCGGGAGGCGGGGCGGGCGGGGGGGACGCUGGCGGGACCGGCAGCUGGCUGUGAGGGAUGGAGCCCGGGAAGGGGCCGGGGGCCGUCCACGCCUCCUUCCCCUCCCGCCACCCUCCUCCUCUCCGGGCGUCAGGGGGAGAGGGAGCGAAGGUCGAGGCCGGAGGCGGGAGGGCCGCCCCUAGCAAGCCAUAAUAUGCCCCCGUGAGGUGGGGGGAUAGGGGGUCGGGGGGGGGGGGGGACACACGGGGACACGACGUGGGGGCGUGUCUCACGGAAGCCAUAUCGCGGGGAGGGGGAGGCACUGGGAGAGUCGGGGCCAGAUCUCAGGGAGGGAGUGGUGGGAGGCCAGAGCCUCCCUUCCGUCGAUGCUUCUGCUGCUGCUUUGCCCAUCUCCAGGGGCCAGUCCCCCACUCGGGGCGGGGGGCGGGAAGAGCAGACACACCCCCCCCAGCCCGCCCCUCUCC
Ornithorhynchus anatinus (platypus) is the source of this 1793-nucleotide messenger RNA. It is a transcript of the gene ESRRA, whose product is annotated as estrogen related receptor alpha. The record is from RefSeq and is a predicted model, not a curated record. The transcript has 6 exons. NCBI's taxonomy places the organism in Eukaryota, Metazoa, Chordata, Mammalia, Monotremata, Ornithorhynchidae. The coding region runs from base 39 to 1325 and encodes 428 amino acids. Gene Ontology annotation, biological process: regulation of DNA-templated transcription. Gene Ontology annotation, molecular function: steroid binding; nuclear steroid receptor activity; sequence-specific DNA binding. Gene Ontology annotation, cellular component: nucleus.